Molecule: messenger RNA, 1060 nt
Organism: Larimichthys crocea (large yellow croaker)
Lineage: Eukaryota; Metazoa; Chordata; Actinopteri; Sciaenidae
Gene: ttc32
Product: tetratricopeptide repeat domain 32
Exons: 3
Coding region: 53-463 (136 amino acids)
Molecular function (GO): protein binding
Source: RefSeq, a predicted model, not a curated record
UGACGUCACAUCCGCAGUUGCAAAAACAAACGGUCACAGAAGUUAGUCGACCAUGGAGGAAGAUAAUUCACAAAUACUCGAACAAGCACACUCUGAGUUUAAAAGACAGAAUUACAAACAGGCUGAGGAACUGUACACGAAGUUUAUCUCUUCCUGUUUACAGUGCAGAGAGUGUGAAGCUAUUAAAGUGGCCACUGCUUUUAACAACCGCGGACAGAUAAAGUACCUCCGGGUGGAUUUUCAUGAAGCGGUGGAGGACUACACCUCCGCAAUACAGAGCGACAGCCGGUUUGAAACACCUUUCUACAACAGAGGACUCAUCCACUACAGACUAGGUUUUUUCGACGAUGCCAAGAGUGACUUCCAGCAAGCAUUAAAGCUCAAUCCAGAUUUUGAAGAUGCCAAAGAGAGCCUGCAACAGACACUUCUGGAUCAGCAGCACAAGAUAAAUAGGGGAUACUGACAACCUCAUUAACUAUAGAGUAAAUGUUCUUUAUAUGGUGAAAUUUGGUGGCUAAAGGAAACAUUUAUAUUCAACUGUUGUCAAUUGACUGAAAUGUUGGUACGGCUGUCCUAUAACAAAUUACGAUGUUAUUUAAUCUGAAGAUUAACAGUUUAACAUAAAGCACAUAAACUUACUGGAUCAGUCGCAGCACUUAUCUAAAUUUUCGUUAAACAGAGCCUUGAUUAUUCCUGUCCUGCACUGACUCCAGACUCUUCCAGUUGGAAUAAUUGUAAUGAAAUGAAAUAAAUGAAAGUAGACCAUUGUAUAAGUCUCAGAGCGCAGACUGAUCGACCCAGGCACACCAGGUGAAACAAUGAGCAUCGGUUUUACUGUCAGCAAUAAAGACACUAGGAGGAGGAUUGUGAUUAAACAUAAAGGCGUAGAAUGCAGUAAUGAUGAAAAGGCUGCAAAGGGAAAAACAUGUUUUGUGUCUUAAACUGAACUCUUGUUAGCUUCCUUUGACUAUGAAUUACUUGAAUAAUUAAGAAAACUAAAUAUCUAUGAUGCAAAACACAAAUGUAUACCUGUUUGCAAUCAGUGAACAAUAAAUUAUUU